Lachancea lanzarotensis is the source of this 348-nucleotide messenger RNA. It is a transcript of the gene ATG41, whose product is annotated as LALA0S02e08306g1_1. The coding region runs from base 1 to 348 and encodes 115 amino acids. The record is from RefSeq and is a predicted model, not a curated record. Lineage: Eukaryota; Fungi; Ascomycota; Saccharomycetes; Saccharomycetales; Saccharomycetaceae. The transcript has a single exon.
AUGACUUACAGCCAACAAGAUUUUCAGGACGAGGUGUUCUCGUUUUCGCUCACCAAUGAUGCCCCAGCCCUUCAACACAGUCCCAGCUCAUACGGUUCCGCUACAGACAUGAUUCCGGAUGAGGAGUUUCUGAUAGAAUCGCCCGGGUUUGGAGCCGUGGCUCACACCGCGGACGACGACGACGAGUUGUUUGCCCUCGACACCGAACUUUCCAUGCUACCAAGAUCCUACGAUUGUCUGCCGAUUGACGACGCCAAAACCAUGGUGUCGGACUACUCUCUGCCGAUUCCGGACCAAUUCGCCAACGCUGCACAGGACAACUACAGACUGUGGCUAGCGGGCGUGUAG